AUGUUCGAAAAUUCACAUACUAAUAAUUAAUUUUCAUUCCACUCUUCCAAUAAAUUCAAAAAAUUAACCAAAUUUGAUCCUCUAAUAAAAUAAAUCAACCAAGUUGUCCCUCAAAAUACUUCAAGAGGAAGAAGCUUUAAAUGCUAUUUAUUUAACGCAACUGCAGGAUAAUGCAAGUUUAGAAGGAAAACUUGCACAUGUACUGAUUGUGGAGGGACAAAUGCAUUCGUUGAAAAAUAGAAUGCUUUGUAACCCAUCACUUACAUAAGAGCUCAUCAUAUAAAAAAGAGAAAGAGGAAGAUGCAUCGCAAUAAAGGAGGUGGCAGACAUCUAUCAGCCAUGAUAACAAGAGUCCCCCUUAAAAUUGAGGAUAUUACGAGACUUAUUCCAAAGCGAAAGGAAAAAAAAGCAAAAACAUUACUCCAAAACUAAUUUAUCGAAUAAACAUUAUUAAAAUGCAAAAGACUAUUAACCAAAGAUGACUGUGCUAUUGGCUAUGAAUACUUUUUUGCUAACGAAUUGAAAAUUGCCUACUAAACGAAAGAAUUUUUAACCACUAGUACUUUUGAAAAGACUCCCAAGUAAAUAAAACAACAAAAUUUUGGAGUCACUGGAAGUCAAAAAACAAUAGAUGAAUCUCAAAUUAUCAGUGCUAAGAAUUUGAAUAUUAAUCAGAGUCAAGUCCUAAAUACUCAACUUCCUAGAGUAAACUAUAAAAUUAAACAAAAAACUUCACUCCACAGUCCUAGAGUCUAUCAAGACAUACUGUAAUCACACAAUCUUAAACCAAACAGGACUGUUGAUAAAUACAUAUCUCAAAGCACUCAUUGUUCACCAUCCAACAUCAAAUUGCCUUUGAUUAGUUAGAAGCAAGUAACCUAAACAACAAGAAAGAAGUCCAAUCAUACUUAUUUGAAAGGUUCUCCUUUGAAAUUAUUGCUUGAAUUAAAAUCAUAGAUUUUAUUAUAAAAAAAAAUGAGCAAAUAAUGA
Paramecium octaurelia is the source of this 990-nucleotide messenger RNA. NCBI's taxonomy places the organism in Eukaryota, Ciliophora, Oligohymenophorea, Peniculida, Parameciidae. The record is from the annotation of a GenBank genome assembly.